This is a messenger RNA of Pongo pygmaeus (Bornean orangutan), 2773 nucleotides long. RefSeq names its product thioredoxin domain containing 15 (gene TXNDC15). Gene Ontology annotation, cellular component: cilium. Lineage: Eukaryota; Metazoa; Chordata; Mammalia; Primates; Hominidae. The record is from RefSeq and is a predicted model, not a curated record. Gene Ontology annotation, biological process: cilium assembly. The transcript is spliced from 5 exons. The coding region runs from base 1207 to 2253 and encodes 348 amino acids.
CUCCACUUUACAGCUGAAGAAACUGAACUUCAAGUUACAUAACCUGCUGACUGUGAACUAUCACAUGUGCUGAAGCUGGGAUUCACCAAGCGGCCAAAAAGCCCAGGUUCCCCUUACCAUUGCUAUGUUAACCAAUAGACUGAUGUAUUUUAAAUCAGUUUCUAUUUUUUCAACCUCAUGAGUUUGAAAAGCUGCACUCUGCACUGAUUUAGCACUGGUGGCUGCUUAAAACUUGCCUUAUUCCAUUUUAGUAGGCCCUCCGCCAAAAUACCCCAAUUAGUGGUGUCAUCCUCUCUAUUCCAAGAAUUUUCUCGUAAGACUCCCGUUCUGUGUGUUUGCUUGGGAAUGCAGAGCCCUGCUCCUCAUCUCCCCAUCUAUGCUUUCUUCAUUCUAAGCCCUUUCCUAUCUACUUUAUGCUCGAGGUGGCUCCACCUCCACCAUGAGCCACAGCCAAUGAUGCUCAUGGCCCCAACCAUGCUUAAAGAGAAAGACAUUGCCCUGCAAGGUAAAUCAGUUAAAACCAACCUCUCCUGCCCUGAGUGGAUAGGUAGGGUUAGGGUUGCCAGAUGUCACGAAGUUACACGAUGCUCAGUUUUAAGGUAUAUCCCUUAUACUAUAAGGGUUAUAGUAAAAAAUAUUCAUUAUGUGAAAUUCAAAUAUAACUGGGUAUCAGGUAUGCUAUGUGGCAACCCUAGGUAGGGGAGCACAGGUUAGGCAAGAGAUUAGAAGAUUUGCAGCCUCCAAAGUUUCUGCACCUCGAUGGGACACUAGAACAGGAAGGCUCCUGGGCCUUUCUGGCUCUGGGAAUGAAGCGUGGAAAACCUUCCUUAGGCGGGCGCAGUGCUUCAAGUAGCCAAGCCCUGACUUCCGAGGGAAGAAGGGAGGCCAUGGGCCUCUGCCAGAGCCCUGCUCUGGACUCUGGGGUCAGCAGAGUUCAAAACGACCUGCAACGUCUGGCGCUUAGCUCCUAAAGAGGUCUCCAGUGCAGCGGCGACGGCCAGCGGCUAGAGGCCGUCCGCCCGACUCCAAGAUGGCGCCUGCCACAGCUGCCAGGUGUUAAGAUGGCGGCGCGGGGCCGCGCCCGCGCUCCCGGGCUGUCCUCCCCCAGUCUUCCUCCGGCUGGCAGCACGACUCGCGUAGCCGUGCGCCGAUUGCUUUUCGGCCUGGGCAGUGGUCCCGGCUGCCGGUCGACGACCGCCCCGCGUCAUGCGGCUCCUCGGCUGGUGGCAAGUAUUGCUGUGGGUGCUGGGGCUUCCCGUCCGCGGCGUGGAGGUUGCAGAGGAAAGUGGUCUCUUAUGGUCAGAGGAGCAGCCUGCUCACCCUGUCCAGGUGGGGGCUGUGUACCUGGAUGAGGAGGAGCUCCUGCAUGACCCGAUGGGCCAGGACAGGGCAGCAGAAGAGGCCAAUGCGGUGCUGGGGCUGGACACCCAAGGCGAUCACAUGGUGAUGCUGUCUGUGAUUCCUGGGGAAGCUGAGGACAAAGUGAGUUCAGAGCCUAGCGGUGGCACCUGUGGCGCUGGAGGAGCGGAGGACUCAAGGUGCAACCUCCGAGAGAGCCUUUUCUCUCUGGAUGGUGCUGGAGCACACUUCCCUGACAGAGAAGAGGAGUAUUACACAGAGCCAGAAGUGGCGGAAUCUGACGCAGCCCCAACAGAGGACUCCAAUAACACUGAAAGUCUGAAAUCCCCAAAGGUGAACUGUGAGGAGAGAAACAUUACGGGAUUAGAAAAUUUCACUCUGAAAAUUUUAAAUAUGUCACAGGACCUUAUGGAUUUUCUGAACCCAAACGGUAGUGACUGUACUCUAGUCCUGUUUUACACCCCGUGGUGCCGCUUUUCUGCCAGUUUGGCCCCUCACUUUAACUCUCUGCCCCGGGCAUUUCCAGCUCUUCACUUUUUGGCACUGGAUGCAUCUCAACACAGCAGCCUUUCUACCAGGUUUGGCACCGUAGCUGUUCCUAAUAUUUUAUUAUUUCAAGGAGCUAAACCAAUGGCUAGAUUUAAUCAUACAGAUCGAACACUGGAAACACUGAAAAUCUUCAUUUUUAAUCAGACAGGUAUAGAAGCCAAGAAGAAUGUGGUGGUAACUCAAGCCGACCAAAUAGGUCCUCUUCCCAGCACUUUGAUAAAAAGUGUGGACUGGUUGCUUGUAUUUUCCUUAUUCUUUUUAAUUAGUUUUAUUAUGUAUGCUACCAUUCGAACUGAGAGUAUUCGGUGGUUAAUUCCAGGACAGGAGCAGGAACAUGUGGAGUAGUGAUGGACUGAAAGCAGCUGGAAAGAGGAACUUCAAUCCUUUGUUUCAGAAAUUAGUGCUACAGUUUCAUACAUUUUCUCCAGUGACGUGUUGACUUGAAACUUCAGAUUAAAAGAAUCAUUUGUUGAACAACUGAAUGUAUAAAAAAAUUAUAAACUGGUGUUUUAACUAGUAUUGCAAUAAGCAAAUGCAAAAAUAUUCCAUAGAGUGCACUAUUCUUGUUUUUACUGCAUGAACGUAACCCAAUAUUUGAAAAGUAAUCCAGUUUGAAAUGUGAAGACAUAUUCUGGUAGAAUAGUGAGUAGAAUGACAUGCUUACUAUACAGAAGGCAAAAAUAGGACUCUCAGAUAAUAGUUUUAGGAAACCCUUGAUUCCUUAUAUAUGUUUAAGGAGGCUAGUUUUCUGUUUCUUUGCAGUUUUUCUUCUAGAGUCCAUAGCAGGAAAGUAUGUAACCAGAAUUGGUUAGUGUGACCCCCUCAAGUAGCAAGUGAUGGAAAAUAAAAGAGUCAAAUACCUUGA